AUGAUCUCUCUCCCUUCUCUCUCGUACGCCUCUGCUCCCCGCCUCUCGUCGCCCCAGCCGGCUGCCGUCCCCGGCUUUCGUCGCCCCCUUCCGGCCACCACCUUGCCCGCCGGCACGGCCCCUUCUCUAUUCUCCCCCGACGCCGCCGUGCCCGGCCCCAUCCCCGUUUGCCCCCGCCGGCCCCGACUCCCAUCGCCCCCUUCCGGCCACCACCUCGCCCGCCGGCGCAGGCCCCUUCUCUCUUCGCCCCCGACGCCGCCGUGCCUGGCCCCGUCCCCUUUUGCCCCCGCCGGCCCCGGCCCCCAUUGCCCCUUCCGGCCACCACCUCGCCCGCCGACGCCGGCCCCUUCUCUCUUCGCCCUCGACGCCGCCGUGCCUGGCCCGGUCCCCUGUUUGUGGGUAAUGUAUUGUGAAAUUCAUUCGUCGAUUCUUGGAGCAAGUGUUGAUGGUACUGUAGUGUUUAUCAUCGUCCGUUCAUUCCACUCGUCGAUGCAUCUCGCAACACAGAUCCUACGCCAGACUAUGGUUGUUGAUGCGAUUGGGUUCCCGGCUAUUCUGGUCCACCUCUUGACCAGGCUGGGAUAUCGCUGGUACCCCGAGUACAUUUUUUACGAGGACUACCGCGAGUUCAGUCAGGAGCAGUACCGCGCUGUGUUUUCGGACCGAACUGAGCCGAAGGCCCAGCCGGCCGGAGCCGCCGCCGCCUUCCCUGCCGUGCGGGAGCCGGACUCGCCGGAGUCCGAGCCGCUGCCGCGCCGCCCAACCCCCUCCCCAAGUCGGAACGCCGCCCCGACCCUGCCUUUACAAGGCCGAGGCCCGACCCCUCUCCUUCCCAUCGAGUCGCCGCCACCGCCCAAGCAGCAGCAGCAGCCAGCCGCCGCAAGCGCCGCCGUUGACGCCUGCCGCGCCCCGCGCGCCCCGCCUGACGCCUGCCGCGCCGCGCGCCGCCCCACGCCGACGCUCGACGCAGGCCCGCGCGGCUAG
Messenger RNA from Aegilops tauschii subsp. strangulata, 984 nucleotides. NCBI's taxonomy places the organism in Eukaryota, Viridiplantae, Streptophyta, Magnoliopsida, Poales, Poaceae. The record is from RefSeq and is a predicted model, not a curated record.